GGUUCAAAGCGAGUCCUGCGAUCUAAUGAAUAUGUCCUCCCGCCCGGCGGCCUGAUGGAGACCGAGCUGGAGCUGACCUUCUCACUGCAGUACCCACACUUCCUCAAGAGAGAUGGCAACAAACUGCAGAUCAUGCUGCAGCGGAGGAAGAGAUACAAGAACCGCACAAUCCUGGGCUACAAGACCCUUGCUGUGGGCAUCAUUAACAUGGCCGAGGUGAUGCAGCACCCGACGGAUGGUGGGCAGCUUCUAGGCCUCCACAGCAACAUGAAGGACGUGAACAUCCGAGUGGCUGAAAUCAGCAUCUACUCUUUGUCCAGUCAGCCCAUUGACCAUGAGGAUGGGAGCGUCCCCUCAGGUCCUAAAAUCAAAGCUUCAGAUCGCUCCCCAGAUAUUGAUAACUACUCUGAAGAAGAGGAUGACAGCUUCUCCUCAGAGCAGGAAGCCAGCGAUGAUGCUGUGCAGGGUCAGGAUCUGUUUGACGAAGAGGACGACUUGAGGAAGACCAAGAAGGCUAGGAGGAAAAUGAUCCGAACCACGUCAAUGACCAGACAACCAAACUUCAAGCAGAAAUUUGUGGCUUUGCUGAAGAGGUUUAAAGUGACAGAGGAGGUCCUGGAUUCUGACCCUGUAGACCAAACCCAGGAGGUGGAGGAAGAUCUGGGCUUGCUCUAUGACAGCCUGGAAGAGUGCAACAACAGUGACAGCGGCCCAGAGAUUGAGGACAACGAGAGUGUGCACAGCACACCCAAGCCCACCCUGAGGCGUUUCUUUGAGGGAGUCUCUCAUUCUGGUUCCCAGACUGAGAUCGGCAGUCUGCACAGCCAGAAAGGGCAGGAUCAAGAGUCGGGCAGCCCUGGCGAGGCAGACAAGUGGAAGCUGGGAGCACUGCGACCACAGGAAGAGCCAAGAGCGGAGGUCCCUGUAGUGGAGCUGGCUGCAGAGGAGCCGUCUUCGCGGCUGGCCCCCCCGGAGGCUGCUGCCAAGGAGGGUGGUGUGGACAGGCUGGGCCCGGGGAGCAAAGCUGAGCUCCCCGGCGCUGUGUCCCCCAGCAAGGCAGAGAGCAAGCAGCUGUGGCGUCCCCGCAGCACCUCUGUGAAGGACCGGCAGAGCUCCAAGGGACAGGGUGGCCGCACCAGCAGCCUGGACAGUGAGAGCUCUCCAGACUCGUGGCACAGCACCCAGGUGCCCCGAAAGUCUGUUUAUGAUCAGCUGAACCAGAUCCUGGUCUCAGACGAGCAUCUCCCCGAGAGCAUUGUGCUGGUGAACGUUGCCGAGUGGCAGGGGCAGUACGUGAGCGAGCAGCUCCAGGCGCACAAGCAGUUGGUCGUAUCCACCUGUUCGGUGGCGGACAUCCAGGCAGCCUUCAACACCACUGUCUCCCGCAUCCAGCGAUACUGUAACUGUAACUCCCACAUGCCUCCCCCGGUGAAGGUGGUGGUGGCGGGGGACCAGAGCUAUCUG
Messenger RNA from Pterocles gutturalis (yellow-throated sandgrouse), 1464 nucleotides. RefSeq names its product phosphofurin acidic cluster sorting protein 1-like. The annotation marks the transcript as partial. The transcript is spliced from 14 exons. The record is from RefSeq and is a predicted model, not a curated record. NCBI's taxonomy places the organism in Eukaryota, Metazoa, Chordata, Aves, Pterocliformes, Pteroclidae. Gene Ontology annotation, biological process: protein localization to plasma membrane. Gene Ontology annotation, molecular function: transmembrane transporter binding.